Messenger RNA from Hylaeus anthracinus, 504 nucleotides. RefSeq names its product alpha-ketoglutarate dehydrogenase component 4. Lineage: Eukaryota; Metazoa; Arthropoda; Insecta; Hymenoptera; Colletidae. Bases 118 to 390 code for a protein of 90 amino acids. Gene Ontology annotation, biological process: 2-oxoglutarate metabolic process. The record is from RefSeq and is a predicted model, not a curated record. The transcript has 4 exons.
GCAAAAGUAUGUCAAAAAACGCCAUCUACCUGAAGGUUCAAAGUGAACAGAUAGGACAUUCUGUUGCAGACGAAAUUCACUCUCUGCAUUAGACAGUUAGGUUAUAAACAAAAAAGUAUGAUGGCAAGUAAAGGGUGGAAGGUUGUAAAGCCUCACGUGCCGAUGAUUAAAUUUCGCAAGGGCGGAAUCGACAGAGCAAGUGCAGGUUCAGCGGCCACAUCGCCUGCGCAUUCAGGGGCGGCGACGUUACAACAGAAUAAAGUUGGUGCGACGGGCCCAAAUGUGACCGUUUUGCCGACGAUAGAGGAUAUUUAUCUACCUCCACGAUUCCAAAGACGGCCCAUAGACGAAAAAGAAAUAGCAUAUAUCAAUCGAGGUGGUCCAGAAUAAAUUCCUUAAGUAAUCGGUGGAACAUGAUUGACUUAGAACUUUCUUAAUAAGACAUUUCUUUCAUACACCUUUCUGUACAAUGUGUUCUGUAAAUAAAUGAAAGCAAGACAAGUA